Messenger RNA from Ostrinia nubilalis (European corn borer), 1881 nucleotides. It is a transcript of the gene Past1, whose product is annotated as EH domain-containing protein 3. Gene Ontology annotation, cellular component: recycling endosome membrane; cytoplasm; perinuclear region of cytoplasm. Gene Ontology annotation, biological process: protein localization to plasma membrane; endocytic recycling; cilium assembly. Lineage: Eukaryota; Metazoa; Arthropoda; Insecta; Lepidoptera; Crambidae. Gene Ontology annotation, molecular function: cadherin binding; GTP binding; calcium ion binding. The transcript has 3 exons. Bases 171 to 1769 code for a protein of 532 amino acids. The record is from RefSeq and is a predicted model, not a curated record.
ACGUCAUCCGCGAACGCGAUAAUCCGUAAUCAUUUUCAUUUUUUCGUGGAGGAGGAUGAUUGCGGUGGUCUCUCUGUAUUUGUUAUAAAAUUCGGUCAAAAGUGGUGCUGUGAGUGAAAUAGUGACUGUGUUAUUUACUCUGUUUUGCAGCGGAGUCUGUCACCGCAACCAUGUUUAGCUGGCUAAAGAAGGAAGGUGAAAAAUCCGAAAGUAUCGAAAAUGUCGUGGAGGGUCUCAAAAGGAUUUACAAAACGAAACUUUUACCGCUGGAACAGCAUUAUCAGUUUCAUGACUUCCACUCACCGCAGCUAGAAGAGCCAGAUUUUGAUGCAAAGCCCAUGAUAUUGCUCGUCGGGCAAUAUUCGACUGGUAAAACUACGUUUAUCAAAUAUCUUUUGGAGCGAGACUUUCCGGGCAUUCGUAUCGGACCGGAGCCGACAACAGAUAGGUUUAUAGCGGUGAUGUACGAUGAAAAAGAGGGCGUAAUACCUGGUAACGCACUCGUUGUUGACCCCAAAAAACAGUUCCGGCCGCUCAGCAAGUUUGGAAAUGCAUUUUUAAAUAGAUUCCAAUGUUCCACGGUCAGUUCUCCAGUGCUUCGCGGCAUUUCUAUCGUAGACACCCCCGGCAUUCUGUCUGGCGAGAAACAGCGUGUAGACCGAGGCUAUGAUUUCACAGGAGUCUUGGAAUGGUUUGCAGAGCGGGUGGACCGCAUUAUCCUUUUGUUUGACGCCCACAAAUUAGACAUUUCAGACGAAUUCAGACGCAGUAUUGAAGCGCUGAGGGGGCACGACGAUAAAAUCCGUAUUGUACUAAACAAGGCUGACAUGAUUGACCACCAACAGCUCAUGCGAGUGUAUGGUGCUCUCAUGUGGUCACUAGGCAAAGUGCUUCAAACCCCCGAGGUAGCUCGAGUUUACAUUGGUUCAUUCUGGGACCAACCUCUCCGAUACGAUGUUAACAGAAGGCUAUUUGAAGAUGAAGAGCAGGAUCUCUUCAGAGACAUGCAAUCAUUACCUAGGAACGCUGCUUUACGUAAACUGAAUGACCUGAUCAAAAGAGCACGAUUGGCGAAGGUCCACGCUUAUAUUGUCAGUGAAUUGAGGAAAGAAAUGCCUUCGAUGUUUGGCAAAGACGGUAAAAAGAAGGAAUUGAUCAAAAAUCUGGGUCAGGUGUAUGAUAGAAUCCAAAGAGAACAACAGAUAUCUCCCGGCGACUUCCCCGAUAUUAAGAAGAUGCAGGAGACGUUAGCAAAUCACGAUUUCACGAAGUUCCACCCGUUGAAACCGAAGCUCCUCGAGGUCGUAGAUCACAUGCUGGCGACGGAUAUUGCACGCCUGAUGGACAUGAUCCCACAAGAAGAUGUCAACAUUGUAUCGGAACCGCUGAUUAAGGGUGGUGCCUUCGAAGGCGUAGAAGACCAAGUCUCGCCCUUCGGCUACGGCAGGGGCGAAGGCGUCGACGCCGGCCACGGCGACCCCGAGUGGAUCUGCAGCAAAGAGAAGCCCAGAUACGACCAAAUCUUCCAAUCCCUGGACCCCAUCGACGGAAAAGUCACUGGAGCUGCGGCGAAGACAGAGAUGGUGAAAUCGAAACUGCCCAACUCCGUGCUCGGAAAGAUCUGGAAGCUUUCCGAUAUCGACAAGGAUGGUUUCCUCGACGAUGACGAGUUUGCACUCGCGAUGCACCUCAUCCGAGUCAAGAUCGACGGGCAUGACCUCCCUUCAGAAUUGCCCCCACAUCUCGUGCCCCCUUCGAAACGCAACUAAAUAUUUGUUGUAUUCCAGACGAAGACAGCGCACCAGAGCCGUCUAUGAGGGCAGUCGAACAAGACACAGAAAAACAAAAGAAAGUAAGAGGACGCAAUUUGUGUUGUAUGUA